CUAAACUACAGCCAGAAGAGUUUGGAUCUAGCCAGAAGGUUCUCCUCUAAUUUAAAUUCUGAAUCCCUCUAAACCAUCUAAGUUUCCGCACAGGGUUCGGGGCUUCAGACUGCAUUAGGAAAGCAACCGGAGCAGAGCAACACAAAGAAUAACACCCUUGACCCAAGUCGUCCAAGGCUGAGUCACUGGAAGCCAUUUACACUCGUCAGGCGAGGCUGAGAACAGGAGGACAUCGCCUUCACGUUCGUGCUCGGGAGACUGACGGAAAUUUCGCUCUGCUCUUCGAGCUCCCUCUCAACUGCCCUUGAGAAUGGAGAGAUCCACCAGGGAGCUGUGCCUCAACUUUACAGUGGUCCUGAUAACCAUAAUCCUCAUAUGGCUUUUGGUGAGAUCCUAUCAGUACUGAGAGACUACAGCCAAAGCUCUUCGGAUUAAACCGCGCCGAGCGUCUAUGGAAGCAUGUGAUCGCUACCGUGCC
This is a messenger RNA of Tachyglossus aculeatus (Australian echidna), 478 nucleotides long. RefSeq names its product sarcolipin (gene SLN). Gene Ontology annotation, molecular function: enzyme regulator activity. The transcript has 3 exons. The coding region runs from base 311 to 406 and encodes 31 amino acids. The record is from RefSeq and is a predicted model, not a curated record. NCBI's taxonomy places the organism in Eukaryota, Metazoa, Chordata, Mammalia, Monotremata, Tachyglossidae. Gene Ontology annotation, cellular component: membrane.